Molecule: messenger RNA, 7328 nt
Organism: Vigna angularis (adzuki bean)
Lineage: Eukaryota; Viridiplantae; Streptophyta; Magnoliopsida; Fabales; Fabaceae
Exons: 16
Coding region: 102-7313 (2403 amino acids)
Molecular function (GO): ADP binding
Source: RefSeq, a predicted model, not a curated record
UUUCUGUUUGACACCCCAAACGUUCGGCUGUCUUAUAUUGGUUGUCCUAUCAAUUCACAAUUAAAGAGGUUAAGGAAAGUUGCAUUUGGUGGAAGAAAUUGAUGGACUGCCUUGUGGGUUUUGCAUCUUCUGUUUCAAGAGAUUUAGUGUGUGGUGCAUUAAAUCAAUUGCGUUAUCUUCGCUCCUUUAACAAUUUUGUCAAAAAGCUUGAGCAAGGAGAGGACGAUUUGAUUGUAACAAAACAUGAUGUCCAAAAAUCCGUUGAAGAUGCAAAGAGGAAAACUAAAGAGACUACUGGAGUUGUUGACAAGUGGCUGCAAAAUGCUAUGAGUGACAUAGGUAAAGUGAAUCAGUUGCUGGAAGAGGCAAGAACAAACAAAAUGUGUUGCUUUGGGUAUUGUCCAAAUUGGAUUUGGCGAUACCGUACAGGAAAAAAGCUAGCAAAUAAAGUUUUUGACCUUGAAAAGUUCAUUGAUGAGGGUAAAAACUAUGUGUCAUUUGACCGCAACGCUACGCUACCUUCAGACACCCUUGACAUUCUUUCAGAAAAAUGCAUGAAUUUUGAGAGUAGACAAUCUGCUUUUGAGCAACUACUGGAUGCAGUGAAAAAUAAUGAUGUUUCCAUGAUUGGGUUGUAUGGAAUGGGAGGUUGUGGUAAAACCACAUUAGCAAUGGAAAUUAGGAAGUUCGUAGAAGCAGAGCAUCUUUUUGAAAAAGUUCUUUUUGUGCCUGUUUCUAGUACAGUGGAAGUUGGGAGGAUUCAAGAGAAAAUAGCAAGUUCACUGCAAGUUGAAUUUCCAGAAACCGAAGAAAUGAAGAGAGCCCAAAGAUUGUGCUCAAGAUUAACUCAAGAGAAAAAUGUUUUUAUAAUUCUAGAUGAUGUGUGGGAGAAGCUUGACUUUGGCCGUAUUGGAAUUCCUUCUUCUGAACACCUUAAAGGCUGCAAGAUUCUCAUUACCACUAGAUCAGAAGCAGUUUGUACUUUAAUGGAUUGUCAAAGAAAGAUUUACUUGCCAAUUUUAACCGAUGAAGAAGCAUGGACUCUUUUCCAAAAUAAAGCACUUAUAUCAGAUGCCACCUCUGAUACCUUAAAGGAAAUAGGAAGAUUAAUUUCCAAUGAAUGUAAAGGAUUGCCGGUUGCCAUUGCACCUGUUGCUUGUAGUUUGAAGGGAAAAGCUGAGACGGAAUGGAGGGUUGCAUUGAAUAAAUUGAAACAUUCUAAGCCAAUAAAUAUCGAAAGAGGUUUGACUGAUCCCUACAAGUGCCUGCAGUUGAGCUAUGAUAAUUUAGAUACUAAAGAAGCUAAAUCACUUUUCCUGUUGUGCUCUGUGUUUCCUGAAGAUUUUGAAAUUCACAUUGAAAUUUUAACAAGAUUUGCAAUAGGAUUAGGUGUAGUUGGAGAAGUUGACUCAUAUGAAGAGGCAAGGAGUGAAGUGAUUGCAGCUAAAAUUAAGCUUGUUGGUUGUUGUUUAUUGUUGGAUGCAGAUGAUGAAUGUGUCAAAAUGCAUGACAUAGUUCGUGAUGUGGCCCACAUAAUAGCAAAAGAUGAGAAUAAGAUUAUCAAGUGUGAAGUGGAAAAAGAUGUUAGAGUGGAACAAAAUUCAGUAAGAUAUCUAUGGUGUGCGAAAUUUCCAAAUGAUUUGGAUUGCUCCAAUCUUGAGUUUUUAUGUUUAGGGACAAAGAUGAAAGAAUUUGAUGGGAUUUUCAAAAGAAUGGGAAUGCUCAAAGUUUUGAUUCUUGAAAACGAUGAGGAUGGAAAAACACGAUUGUCAACAAUAUCUUUCAAAACAUUAACAAAUCUUCGUUGUCUAUUCAUUGCGAAUUAUGAAUUGAGCGACUUCUCAUUUUUUGGCGGUAUGAAGAAUCUUCAAAGUCUCUCGUUGUAUAAUUGUUUACUGCCUUCAUUUCCUGAAUUACAAACCGAUGUUGCGAUUACACUAAAAUUGUUAGACUUAAAUAGAUGUAACAUUAAAGUGAAGAAUUUUGAAGUGAUUAAAAGAAUUCCGCUUUUGGAAGAGUUGUACAUCAUUGAAAUUGAAGGAGAAUGGGAUGCUAACAGUGAAGACAAUAUUGAAUUCUUUAAGACGUUUAGCAUUCCCGAAACACUACAAAGGUAUGGAAUUGUAUUAGGGUCUCGUUACUUUGAUCAUUAUAGUGAUGGAGAUAUUUACAUUCAUGGCAGAACUUUUUUACUUAACCAUUUUGACAUAUCAAAUGAGGUAAUAAAGGGUUUGAUAAAAAGAGCAAAGGAUCUAUUCGUGGCAACUAUUCAUGGAGGUGCAAAAAAUAUCAUCCCUGAUAUAUUUCAAAUUGAAGGAGGAGGUUUGGAUGAGUUGAAUAAGUUGGAGAUACGUGAUUCUGAAGAGUUAGAAUGUUUGAUUGACACUCGUAGUCACUCGAGUGAGGUGGUAACUCUCUUCUCCAAGUUGCAUACACAUAGAAUCAGCGACAUGAAAAAUCUAAGAGUUCUAUGGAAUUGUUUUCUACCUGCCAAUGGGCCUUUUGAGAAGUUAGAGAAGCUGUAUUUAAGAGAUUGUCCACGACUAACAUCUCUCUUCACGUAUGUUGUUGCUCGAAGUUUGGUAAAAUUGAAAAUAUUAAAAAUAUCAGAAUGUGAUGAACUGAAGUAUAUAUUAGCAGAUGAUGACAAAACGGAGGAAGGUGAAGAUGAAUUCACCACAGAGCAUCCUGUACAAAUUUUCCAAAAUCUGCAGGAUGUAAAUAUAUAUAGCUGUCGAGAAUUAAAACAUAUAUUCCCAGCCAACAUUGUUGGAGGCUUAACUCAAUUGAAAAUUGUUGAGAUAGAAAAAUGUGACAAGCUAGAUGAAAUAAUUGGAGAUAUUGUUCCAUCAACAGACCGUGAUAAACUAAUAGAGGAAGGAACUCUAUCAAGCCUUGCAAACCUUAGGAUAACAUAUUGUGGAAAGUUAGGCUCAAUUUUUACAGCAUCUACAGCUAAGACCUUGACUUCUUUGGAAGAAUUGUCCAUAGAAGGGUGCAAAAGUUUGAAGGAUAUAGUAACUCACGAAAGGGUCAAUAAAAAUCAGGAGGAAAGCAUUGUUGAGGAUGAGCCUGAUUGUCAGAGUGAUAUUUCAAUCUUCCAAAGUUUGAAAAAGCUACAUAUCAGUGAAUGUGAGUUAUUGGAGGGUAUAUUCCCUGUUUCUUUUGUUGGAGAAUUGAAUGAUAUAACAAAUAAAGAGGCUGCUGAUUUGAAAGACUUCUCUAGUCGAAAUAAUACUCAAAUUGAGCUUCCUGCUUUACAAGUACUUGAACUUCAUCGUAUUCGGAACAGAACCGUUGUUGGUAGUUAUGAUGUGAUAUGUCCAUCUUUAAGAACACUAUCAUUGGAUAUUGGGAGAUAUGUUGGGUUUUUCAACAUAAAUUGUUCAAGCGAUGCUUCAGAAGCUACAGAAAGGGAUUGUAUUGGAAUCAAGAUAUCGAACUCAGAUUUUGAUCCGCCGGUUGAAAGUGUUGAAUGUCUUUCAAAACAACCACACGGUUUGAACUUGAUUAUGACACACAAUAUUAGAGAGAUUCAACUGACAGGCUUUGAUAAGGCAAAGUACCUUUUUAAACUCUCCAUUGCUUCAUCAUUGACGAUGUUGGAAAUUUUGAGAAUUAUUGAAUGUCUUGGACUUAAGUACAUUAUAGACACUGAUGAUGAAUAUGGCAAAGAGAAUAAGAAAGCUAUCUUUCCUAACUUAAAAAAGCUCUAUGUGUAUGAAUGUUUCCAAUUGAAAUAUAUGUUUGGGCAAUAUGACGUAGCUAAUAAGGAUUAUAAGGAGAUUCAUAUUCAAUUCUCAGCAUUGGAAAUACUCUCUCUUCGGAAUCUACCAAAGUUUGUUAGCAUUUGUUCUACCAACAAUCUCAUUGUGACGUGGCCAUCUUUGAAGGACUUUGGCUGUUACGAAUGUUUGUAUCCAUUUUAUGGUUCAAGAGAGGCUAUUAUCACAAGUACGAAGGAUCCGAAAGGGAUUCAGAACCAUCUCCCCACUUUGCAAACUCUAAUCAUAAUGGAUUCUGAUGCAGAACGUAUUUUUUGUAUAAUGAUUGGCCAACAAGUGAGUUUAAGGUUAGAGAACUUGAUGUUAGAAUCUCUACCUCAAAUGACUUAUAUUUGGGUGGGUCCCAACAAUUCACUUACUCUCCAACAUCUUACCACAUUAGAAAUAAGGAAAUGUGAAAAGUUGGAAGUAAUCUUUCCAAAGUCUGUUGUAAGAUUCUUACCAGAGUUGAAGCUUUUGACGAUAAGUAAAUGCAAAGAAUUAAGAGAAAUAAUUGAAGGGGAUAGAAAUUUGUCUAAUAUUCUUUCUCCUCAACCAUGCUUCCCAAAACUAGCAGCAUUGCAUGUUGAUCAUUGUCACAAGUUGAAAAGAUUAUUCUCUGCUUCUAAUGUCCUUCUCAAUCUUCAUCUUCUGGCCAUAAAUGGAGCCAAUGAACUAGAAGAGCUUGUUGGAUGUAAACAAGGAAAGAUUAAAGUUGAGCUUCCAAGACUCAAACUUUUAAUAUUUAUGCAUCUGGAAAACUUCAGUCAAGAGAUUGAAUUGCAUAAUGUAAAGAAUUGCAUUGUCUACAAAUGUCCAAAACUCUCUUUGACUUCAACAACUACAUUUGAGAAGCUCCUUGAAGAUUUUCCUUCUGAAGAUUUCGUAAACACUGAAGUUCGUAGUUGGGAAUUUGAAGCCAUAGUAGAUUCAACUAUUAAUGAUAGCAGUGACGCUUCAUCAGAGAAGAUUGAGGACGUAGGAAAUGAGAGCAUUAAAGAGGGCCCUUUAGUUGAAGACAUUGGCAUUGAAGGUGGUGUUGCAACUCACGUUGAGUCUGCUGGUGAGGACAAACUUGCGCUAGAUUCCAAGGUAGUUGAACAAGAUGAUAAAUUGAAUGAAGGCAUGGCAGGAACAGUGGCAAGCCAAGGAAUCCAAGUACAAGAAGGGUUGAACCUUUUGUAUAAACAAGAAGGAAUAGAUGUUGUUCCUAACAACAAUAUUGACAUUUCUUCAGCUUCUGCAGAUAUCCGUACAAGAUUGGGAGCAUAUAAACAUUUUGUUGAUCUGGAUGAUGCACAGAUUUCUCUUCUGGUGGAGGCAAUAACAACAUAUCCUCAUCUCUGGAAUGCUUCCAAGAAGUUUAAAAAGCCCAUUCAAGCUUGUAGGUUGAAAAUUUUGGCAGAUAUGUUGCUGUUCCUUCAGAAGGAAAGUGACGAUAGUGUUAUUCCUCAAAGAGAAAAAGAGUUCGAUAAACUAUGUGAAGAAGCUAUUGAAAUUGGAUUUGAGAGUUCAUGGGUAGAGGAAAUGCGUCAACGUGUUGUGGCGAGGGAUCCUAAGCUGGAAGAGGACAUUGCUAAGAGACAAAUAAAUGAGAAUUCUAAGAGGUGUAGUAGUUGGGACAUGGUACGAGAUUCCCAGGAUGCUGAACAAGGUAAUGGGCCUAAGAUUCGCUUGGAAGAAGGUUCUGACUUGGUUGAUAAAGAAGGUGAAAUAGGUGUUGUUUCUACUGACCACAUUGUGGCUCCGAGAAAUGAAGAACCAGAGCAGGAAUUUGUUGCAGAAGUUUCCACUUCAGAAAUACCAAGAAUAGCAACAUCAUUAACAAACUCGCAAACAGUUGAAAAGCCAACACCUUCAAAUCCAUUGGUGGACACACAGCACACUAGUGAACCGUGUUUGAUGGAGCAGAAAAAACCACUUGGUGAAAUUCCAAAGAGUAUUGAGCAAGUUGCCGUAGAGGAAACCAUAGCAAAGAACACCAAUAUGGCAGCUUCAUCAAUUUUUUCCGAAUCCGCGACCUCUAAGUUGGAUCCAACAGUUACUUUACUAAGUAAAGCACAUCCACAUCAUGAGAUUGGGGACGUAAGAAAUGAUAGUAUUAAAGAGGGGCCUGCAGCAGAGGGUGCUAAGACAAAAUCUUUGUCAACUGGUGUUGAAGACAUUGGCAUUGGAGGUGGUGUUGCAACUCACAUUGGUUCUGGUGGCGUGGACAUACUUGCACAAUAUUCAAAGGUUGUUGAACAAGAUGAUAAGAUGAAUGAAGGAAAGGCAGGAAUACUGCCAAGUCCAGAUUGCACAGAAGCUGUUGAAAUUGGAUUUGAGAGUUCAUGGGUUGAUGAAAUGCGUCAACGUGUUGUCAUGAGGGAUCCUAAGCUGCGAGAGGACAUUGCACAGAGACAAAUAGAAGAGAAUUCUAAGAGGUGUAGUAGUGGGAACAUGGUACAAGAUUCUCAGGCUGUUGAACGAGCUGAUGGGCCUAAGAUUAGCUUGGAAGAAGGUGUUGCUUCUAAUGACCACAUUGGGACCCUGAGAAAUGAAGAAGCAGAGGAGGAAUUUGUUGCAGAAGUUUCCAUUUCAGAAAUACCAAGAAUAGCAACAACAUUAACAAGCUCACAACCAGUUGAAAGGCCAACUCCAAGUUGUUUGAAUAUGCCUCUACGUGAAACACCCGAAAAUGCAUUGGUGGACAAACAGCGGAUUAUUGAACCGUCUUUGAUGAACCAACAAAAUCCAUUUGGAGAAAUUAGAAUUGAGCAAGUUACUGUGGAGGAAACCAUAGCAAAGAACACCAAUAUGGCAGCUUCAUCAAUUCUUUCUCCACUUGUUAACACUCAGUUAGACCAGAAAAUUACUUUCCAAAGUAAAUCACAUCCACAUAGUGAAAUUAGGAGCAGCCAAACUGAGGCAGGCAUUGGGACCAACGAUGUCAUAAGCUUAUUUGCAUCAGAAAAAGAGAGUGAAGAUAGACCAGUGGGAAAGACCCUCGCUGAGCUAGAAAAGUUUAUGAAGAUGUCUCUGAAGGACGUAAUUAGCUCUGAAACUGACACUCUUCGUCUUUGGUCUACUCUUAAUUUGCUGUCCAACCUUCCUUUCAAAGAUGUGAUUCUAUCAGAUGGACUCAAACGUAUUAUAGACACUAUGCUCCAACACUUCCCAACCAUUCUACGCUCUUUUAAGCAAGGCUUUGCUACCACCGACAAGUUGGGAAAGCUUGAAGCUUGUCAGAAUGAGGUGGCCACUACUCUUGUUUCCAAAAUUUCUGAGGCAGAGAAUUUCUACAAUGAAGCUCAACUGAAGGAAGUUGUUUUGAAGGAACAAAUAAAAGUUUGUGAGGCUGCCUUAUCAUCUUUGGAGAAGGAAAAGAAUAAACGCAUUGCGGAAACUAUAGGGUACAAAAAGGAGCUUGAAAAUGUGAUGAAGGAUAGAUCUCAAAUGUUGGAAGAUAAAAGAAAAGUUGAGCAAGAGUUGUUUGACGUGGCUUACAAAUGGUCAAAUUUGUGCAGUGAAUAUGAGCUCAAUCGCAUGGCUGCUAUAAAUAUCCCGUAAGGGUUUUCGUUGUUC